AUGUUUAACAUACUUAGCCUAAUAUUCACUACGAUAAAUGCUUUAAUACCAGGACUAUACACCAUCAAAGCACUUGACCAACAAAUAGAGUUUCAACCUAGCUCAUAUCAGUUUCUACUCAAUUAUUGGCUAUACUACAUCCUACUAAAUCUUAUCGCAUCGACCUUGUUCAAUGAUUGGGGGUUAGUUCAUCUCGGUGCUAAUUUAAUCAAGUGUUGGCUAUUCUAUAGUGGUGAGAACAACAUCGUAUUGGUUAACCAUGUGUUGUUGAGAAAAUUUUGUCAACGUAUCAGGCAAGGUGAGGUGAUGAUUCUGCAUGUGUUGAGUAGAGUGGUUCCUCAAUUUGGUGAUUUAAAUUAUCAAGUACAUAAUUUUGGAGUCAAGUAUGCGCAACCUGUCGAAGAAGAUGUAUCUAUUGAUGGAGAAGCAAUCAUGGAACAAGCUUGGAAUCUUUUGCGAAUUUGCCAAUCUGUCCUUGUUGCUGCAACUACGUCAGCAAGUAUUGAAGGCACAUCCCCUAAAUCAACACCAGAAGGAACCCCACCAAAGAAGCUUCGAAAGUUGCGUAAUGUCAAAUCGUUUACUUCGUUAAAUUCUCGACAGAAUUCUCAUUCCGAUUUGAAAAAUAUAAAACAGGAAAGACAAACACCACUGGGGUACCUUAAUAAAUUCUUUGCGUUGAACUUACAACGACCUCCAUCACCAGGAUUUGAUCAAAUUCAGCAAAAGAAUAGAAAUUCAAGCUCACCUGCUGCUCCCACUUUAAGUAACCCAACAAGUAAUGGUGACGGUGGCCGUGGUAAUGGCCAUGUUGCCAAGGUCAAGAGAAGAUCCAAAUCUGGAAGCGAGUACGAUUUGGGAGUUCCUUAUUUGGGCGUCAGACAAUCGCAAAUGCAAAACACUAGAGACGACGAGCGACAAUAUCAGUAUCAAGAACAACAGAAUCCCAACUUCUUGCAACCUAGAGAGCCUAGAGAAAAUGGACAUAUGAAACAGCGAAGCAGGGGACAGUUUGCAACAAAUUACAACUCCCAUCAACAUCAGCAAGGGCAGAUGCAACCACAAUUCGUAAUCGAAAAUAGACAGGCUAGCUAUACAACUCAAGCUGGAUCAAAUGGGAACUAUGCUGCAUCAAGAGAUCGAAAUACUGGUGUUAGAGGGAAUGAUGGAUAUAGAGUUAGUUCACGUGGAAUGAGACAUAUGCAGGAUGAAUUGGGGCCGAAUGGUGGCAGUGGGCAACUUCGAGGACCAGGUAAAUUUGAUGAGCUACCUGCUGUUCCCACUCCCUCAAUGGUGAUCAAAUGA
Molecule: messenger RNA, 1305 nt
Organism: Lodderomyces orthopsilosis Co 90-125
Lineage: Eukaryota; Fungi; Ascomycota; Pichiomycetes; Serinales; Debaryomycetaceae
Exons: 1
Coding region: 1-1305 (434 amino acids)
Source: RefSeq, a predicted model, not a curated record